UGUCAGCUCAUGUGUGAUGACAAAGGAUAAAAAUAUAUCUGCAACCAUGGUAGGCAAAGUUUAUGCGAUGAUUAAUAAAUUAGUAAAAGUUUACAAAAUGGAAAAUGGCGUAUUAUAACCCAGGGAAAGUAUUUUGGUCUAAGGUGGAAUGGAUUCCAAAACUGGUCAUUGGUUGAAAGAUUGGAGUAUUGACGACGAGAGACCGUUGAAAUACUAUGGAUGAUUCUACUUUCUACUAUAUCAUGCAUGUCUGUACAUAGAGUGGACAUAAGGAAUUUCAAUAUUUUUGAUCAAUGUCACGUAAUUUUUCAGGAGGCAAACCACGAAAACGAUACAUAUAAUGUACCCGUUCAGCUCUCUGAAAUUUUCGAUUUUGCUGCCGGUGGAAGCCGCUUAGUCCAAGAAGGAGAAAGAGUCUUCAAUGCAGCCCAUUUGUUGAUUGUUGGGGUAGAAGAAGUGUACAAAGAUGGAGUUAGCAUCUUUUCGACUUUUUUACAAUCAUCUUAUCCAUCGUCAGAGCCGCAUGUGAUCAAGAUACGAACGAAGAAAUCAUUUGAUCAGUGGACGUUUGAUUGUACUUGCAAAGCCGGUAAAGGAAAAUGCAAACACCAAAUGGCUAUACUGUACCAUUUAUUGAAGAAACCUACAAUUCCUCUUUUGACGGUGACGGACUUGAAGCAAAAAUGGGGCAAAAUACCAGCCAAAACGGCAACAGACAUGUACAAAGCUGUCCGGUUGAAAGAUCUAUGCUUUACUGAAAAAUCGAAGGCAGCUACGGGAUUGGAAGUCAGUCUACAGAAAUCUACAGUUGAAGAAUUUUUUGAUGAAGAAAAACAGCCCAAAUCCUCCAAAUUUCAGCAAUACGUUGUAUCGCAAACAGAAUAAUCACAAAUUUUACAACACCUUGUGAACUGUUUCCCGGAGAGUGCUCUUGGAUAUGAGGUUUGUGGCAGACCAUCCAUCCAACCUAAUGUGACCAAAACCUCGAAUGAAAUAAACAUUUCCAUUUAUAUCAAGGAAGGUUUAACCAGAAAGUUAUCCUUGGAUUCGUCCUGCUCAAUUAUUUCGUUUGAAGAAUUUGCUUCAAAUUGCAUCAUUAAAAGUUUCGUUGAGGAACUAUUCCAAAUUGAACUUGGCCUGGAGCACAAACACUUCUUGGGACCAUUAGAAGCAAAUCUAUCAAUGUUCUAUGACGUUAAAGUUUGUGUAUCGGCUAAAGAAAGUACUGAAAUUUGUUUGAGAACCGUUUUACCGAACAAUGACGAAUGGAAAGAGGAACGCAGUUUGCGUAUAACAGCUUCUAAUGCUUACUCGCUGUUUACUUACUAUGCGACAGAAACGGAAAAAUCGAAGGACUGGAGGCGUAAAAUAGUAAAAUUGAUAUUCCCUGAAAAUCUUAAAUCAGUGGCUAUUGAGCAUGGGCGACGAUGCGAGCAUCUUGCAAUACAAAGCUAUGUAACCUUGGUUGGUCACCCGGUAGAAAGAUGUGGAUUAGUAAUUCUUUCGCAAAUUCCAUGGAUUGGUUGUUCCCCUGAUGGCAUUGUAAUUACUGAACGUAAAAUCAUUGAGAUCAAAUGUCCUCUAGCGGGAAAAACUACUAAAACUGAAGAUCUUCUAGAAAAUUUACCGUACUUGACCAAAUCAUCUAAGCAACUUAAGAAAAAACAUCAAUAUUUUGCCCAGGUGCAAAUGAAUAUGUUUAUUAUGCAGUGCACUACGGCAGAUUUCAUAAUCUAUUCCGAAUUCGACGACAAAUGUUUCGUUACUACAAUUGAACUUGACGUAGAAUAUGUUCAUCAGCUUCUAAACACUCUAAAGGAAGUUUACUUUAAUGUUUACUUAAGAUACUUGUAUGCCUUAAAAAACUAAGGAUUAAUUCUUAAAUUAAAUUUGUUUAGUUGAUGAGA
Molecule: messenger RNA, 1907 nt
Organism: Wyeomyia smithii (pitcher-plant mosquito)
Lineage: Eukaryota; Metazoa; Arthropoda; Insecta; Diptera; Culicidae
Exons: 6
Coding region: 220-885 (221 amino acids)
Molecular function (GO): zinc ion binding
Source: RefSeq, a predicted model, not a curated record